CAACCACCGUCUCAGAGCCCUCGCUCGAAACCCCCCCUCCCCGCACCUAGCUAGCCGGCCUUCCUGAGCACCACGUCUUUGGUGGGUAGAGGGGGGAGAGGGAGGGAAGUGACACAUCCACCCCCGUCGCGUUGAAAAUAUUUGCGCUCGCCAGGACCUACGCCUCGGGUGUCCAGCGGGCGUCCAAGUCACUGUCAUCUGUCCAAGCGCACGGCGGCGGUGGCGCGGGCUGCGUACUUCUCGUCACGGCUUCGUCUGCACCUCUUCAGAGGGGAUUUUACUCAGAAGCAGAUUUGUUUUUAAGCACCCGCCGGCAGCCCCGUGGAGGUAGAGGGACGCUUGAGCUGCGACGCCUUCUCCUAACCGACGGACGCCACUCGCAAAAGGUGGGAAGCCCCUGAGGCUCCCUAAGCCGCCCAAGCGCAAUGAGAAGCCAGCCGCGCCAACCAGCUGGCCUCCUUGCCGUCGUCGCGCUCUCCCUCCUCCUCCACCUCGUGCUCCCAUCGGCGUUCCGCCCGUGCUGCGCGCUGGCGCUCGGCGACUCGGCGCCGGCGUCGGACGGUGACGGCGGUGGCGACGGUGACGGCGGUGGCGACGGUGUUCGGGCCGGGGGUCCAGCGCUCGGCGGCGGCUGGGACUGCACGGGGGUGGAGUGCGUGGAGGACGAGCGCUGCGUGGAGGAGACGCUGGAGCCCGGCGCCUGCUGCGCCACGUGCCUGCGCCACGGCUGCGCCUGCCGCGGUUACCAGUACUACGACUGCGUGGCCGCCGGGUUCACCAACGGCAAGGUCCCGGAAGGGGCUUCCUACUUCGUCGACGAUGGCAGCACGGAGUGCCGGUGCCCAGCAGGGGGCGGCUCCAUCGACUGUCGCUUCAUGCCGUGCCCUGAGCUGCCGGCGGGCUGCGUGGACGUGCGGGCGCCGCAAGACGCGUGCCCCGAGUGCGCGCGCCUCGGCUGCGUGGCACCCGACGGCCGCGAGUACGACGCCGGCUUCACCGUCCGCCUGCCCGACUGCCGUGUGUGCCACUGCCCGGACGUGGGCGGGGAGCUCCUGUGCUACCCGGAGCCCGGAUGCCGAUCCGGCGGAGAUGGCACCGAGCGCGGCGACGACGACGACCACGACCGUGACGGCGACGACAAGAGCAGCAGCGACGACGAGAACGGUGGCGGUCACACAGGAGGGGCUUCGCCGGCUGGCGGAGUCUCCCGGGCGAGCGCGGAACGUCUCCCGCCACUCGUGCUGCCACUCUACAAGGACGGCACAGCGCUCGAUGGAGAACCGAGAGGUGCUGUCGAGAGCGUGACACCAACGCCGGAGCCGCCGGUGCCGGCCGGAGGAUUGAAAGACGGCGGCGACAGCGGGCGCGCGCCGCAAACCUGGCUCAGGUAUAGCCCGACCCCCGCGUCGGUUAUUCUCCCCUUGCACGGAGACGGAACAACGGCGCCCAGGAAGCAGGCGCAACACGGUGGGGCCGGCGGGGAGGAUGGGCAGAGUGGGGAGGAGGAGGAGGCCGACCGCGUGGAAGAGAAGACUACUGCCCUGGAGCGAGGCAGGAACCGAACCUUCUCUGAAAAGGUCGGCACAGUCAAAGCCAGCAACAAGGAGGCGUCAAGACCAUCGUCUAAACCGUCGCCGAAAUCACCGUCGAAGUUCAAAGCCACGAAGGCGCCCAAAAGGUCACGAGCGAACGGGGAAAAGCACCCCCUGGAGACUCGCCGCGGCGACCUUCACGACGCGAGGGAGCGGAAGUCUGGCGCGCUGGGCAACAAGCGCAAGCAGGCCGAGGCGCGGGCCCAGCUCGAGGCGAGGGGACAGCGAGGCACGUGGAGGCCCACGCGGCCGCCCCCACCUCCGACGGGGGCCCCCCAUCCGGAGGUGACCGCACCACCGCCAAGCGGAGCCAGCCCCGCGGUGUUGCCAGUAACCUCACCGGAGGAGCUCAUCCACAGCUGCUGCGCGGCGGGGCAGCAGUGGGCAGCCGAGACGGGUCGCUGCGGGAACAUCCCCAUGUCCGGGGCACAGGGGGCAGACGACUGCAGGGUGGUGCAGGAGCAGUGCUGCAUGGCCUUUCUGCACGACGCCAAUUGCCAGGCGGGGGUGGUGGCGGCUCGCAGUGGGGGCACCUGCACAUCGCUCGCCAACGACGUGUGCGAGGCCAACCUCUACAAGCAAUGCUGCGACUGCUGCUCGCUGGGCAUGCGCGCGCGCAUCCGCGGGCACGGCUGCGGCGACGUGCCGGCGCUGGGCCACGCGUGUAGCCGCGUGUUCCGCGGCUGCUGCGAGGAGGCCCAGAACCUGAUCCCCCUGCCGGGGGAGGGCGCCGGGCCACGCCGACCGCGCCAGCCCGAGACCGCCACGGACGCGCAAGCGCUGGCGGGCGGCGCCGGCUUCGGCGAGACGGAGGCGGGGGCGGCCGACGACCUGGACGAGUGCACGCUCUACCCAGGGCAGCUGUGCCAGCAGCUCUGCGUCAACACUGCCGGAUCGUUCCGCUGCGCCUGCUUCUCUCGUCACCGGCUGCAGGCCGACGGACGCUCCUGCUUGCCCGACAACGAGGAUCGGGGGGACCGACUGGAGCUGCACCAGGGGCAGAACCACGUGGACAGAUGCCAAGGCGGGGGCCCCUGCUCGCAGCAGUGCCACGACACGGGCUUGGCCGCCGUGUGCUCGUGCUUUGCGGGCCACGAGCUCAAAGAGGAUGGACACACCUGCCAAGACGUGAACGAGUGCCUGGUGGAGUCACACACGUGCCUGCCUGGCCAGCGUUGCGUGAACACGGUGGGCUCCUUCCAGUGCGAGCUCAACGUGCCCUGCAUUCCUGGUUUCCAGAUGGGCUUCGACAACCAGUGCACGGAUGUGGACGAGUGCUUGACAGGCAGCCACAGCUGCGGCCCCAGCAACGAGUGCCAGAACACGCAGGGCUCCUUCCUGUGCCGACCUCGAAAUCACUGCGGAGAAGGUUUCACCAAGGACCUCGUGGGCAACUGUGCCGACAUUGAUGAGUGCUCAUCCGGCUCGGCGCCGUGCCGCCCUGGCUUCAACUGCAUCAACACGGUGGGAUCGUUCACCUGCCAGAGGACGCUCAUCCUAUGUGGGCGCGGAUACCACGCCUCCCCCGAUGGAGUCCGAUGCGUGGACGUGGAUGAGUGCUCGACGGGUGUGCACACGUGCGGCGAAGACCAGUUCUGCCAGAACGCUCCGGGCACCUAUCGCUGCGACUGCCGCACGGGUUACGAGUUCGACGUGCGAACACGCACCUGCGUCGACGUUAACGAGUGCUGGAAGUACCCGGGGCGGCUGUGCGCACAGACGUGCGACAACACCGAGGGCUCCUUCCAGUGCUCGUGCGGCGAGGGAUUCAGGCUGGCGGCCGAUGGCAAGAACUGCGAGGACAUUGACGAGUGCUCCAGCGGCCUGUGCGGCCAGGAGUGCAGCAACACGUACGGCUCCUUCCAGUGCUACUGCCUGCCGGGCUACGAGCUCAGCACCGCCGACCACACCACGUGCCAAGACGUGGACGAGUGCUCGCUGCCCGAGGCGGAGGGGCUGUGCGCGUUCCGCUGCGUGAACACCGAGGGCAGCUUCCAGUGCGAGUGCCCCGACACUGGCUACACCCACUCUCCCAACGGACGAGGCUGCCGAGACGUGGACGAGUGCGCGCUGGGCAGCCACAACUGCUCCUCCGACCAGACCUGCUACAACAUCCAGGGCAGCUUCCGGUGCCUCUCCUACGACUGCCCGCCGAACUACCGCAGGGCGUCGGACACGCGCUGCGAGCGGAUCUCGUGCCACGACUACCUGGGCUGCGCCGACGCUCCGGCGCGCAUCACCCACUACGCGCUCACGUUCCCCGACAGCGUGCGCACGCCCGCCAACAUCUUCCGCAUCGGGCCCUCGCCGGCCUUCGCGGGCGACAGCAUCCUGCUGUCCAUCCCGUCCGGCAACGAGCUGGGCUACUUUGCGACGCGCAAGCUCAACUCGCACACGGGCGUCGUGAUGCUCCGACGGCCCGUCGUAGGCGGAGCGCACGACUUCCUGCUCGAGGCGGAGAUGAAGCUCUUCCGCCAGGGCACGGUCACGAGCUUCGUGGCCAAGAUCUUCGUCUUCAUCACCACCAGCCCCUUCCCGACGCACACCACCACGUACUUUCUGGAGUAGCCGGCCGGUCUCCCUCGGUCGCUCUCUGAUGAGCUGUCCACCGUGCCUGGUGGUGGUUGGGGGAUGAGGGGGGGGGGCGGCAGCUGUCGGAUGUGGGAGGAUGAGGCCGCGGGGAUGAGCUCGGGUGUACGGAGAGCAACAGUUGUCCACCCGGAGAGGGAUGAAAAGUUGUAAUUGGUGCUCGCGAUCACCGCUGGGGUGGAUGGGGGGGUGAGUCUUAUCCAUCUAUAUAGCGUCAUCCUCAUAACCGAGGGUCGAUGUGCAUGACAGACGAAUAACCAUAUACGACGAUCGUCGGCGUCUCUCGUCGAGAGUCCGACUGCUCACGCUGUGCCACCAGCUGAUCCGCUCCGUCCUCUUGCCCUCUAUCCCUUCGGCCCUUGACCGUGACACGAGUAAGCAAUGUGAGCGAGUGAGCGAUGUGAAACGAUAGUGGGGGAGAUUACGUCGACCCCUCCGAUGCAAG
Molecule: messenger RNA, 4626 nt
Organism: Lethenteron reissneri (Far Eastern brook lamprey)
Lineage: Eukaryota; Metazoa; Chordata; Hyperoartia; Petromyzontiformes; Petromyzontidae
Gene: FBLN2
Product: fibulin 2
Cellular component (GO): extracellular region
Molecular function (GO): calcium ion binding
Source: RefSeq, a predicted model, not a curated record